This is a messenger RNA of Biomphalaria glabrata, 5272 nucleotides long. RefSeq names its product xanthine dehydrogenase/oxidase-like. The transcript has 38 exons. Bases 411 to 4382 code for a protein of 1323 amino acids. Gene Ontology annotation, molecular function: FAD binding; oxidoreductase activity; iron ion binding. The record is from RefSeq and is a predicted model, not a curated record. Lineage: Eukaryota; Metazoa; Mollusca; Gastropoda; Planorbidae.
GCACACGCGAGCAGGGGAGUGCAUUUUGAGUUUUUCUUUUCUUUCAAUUAUUUAUUUUCCUAGCGCGCGCUGCUGGUUGAGACUUCAGGUUCAGACGCCAGGAGAAAGAGUUUCUGAAUCUCAAGACAGCAGAAAAACGUUUGGCGCCCGGGGCUUCGACCCAGAGAUUUCUGAGUGAACUUACAGCUCUACCCUAGACAUCUUCUCUGACCAACUAGGAGCCGAAUAUAGCAUUUCUGGUUACAAAAGUUUGAGAAACACUCAGGCCCUCGAACGCCGUUCUGUGCAUAGGUAGCAAGCUUUCUCCAUAAAAAUUGAUCUAAGGCUACUUCCAAAGCCUCUUGCCUGUUGGUACCCACGGAUUUUAGGUCUUCUGAAAAGAGUUAAAGAAAACUAUUUUAAAAAAAAACAUGAUCAAGACGUCUGAUGUGUUGAUUUUUUUCGUCAAUGGUAAAAAGAUCGAGCUAAAAAAUCCAGACCCUGAAUUAACUCUUCUGGAGUUUUUAAGAAAACAACAACGUUUGACUGGAAGCAAACUUGGAUGUGGUCAAGGAGGAUGUGGCGCUUGCACAGUAAUGAUUUCAAAAUAUAAUAGUGUCACAGACACCAUUGAACACUGGCCAGCCAAUGCCUGUUUAACAACUGUCUGUAGUCUGCAUGGACGUGCAGUGACCACUGUUGAAGGUGUUGGUGAUAUCAAAAGGAAAGUUCACCCAGUGCAGAAACAGUUGGUUGAGAAUCAUGGAACCCAGUGUGGUUUCUGUACUCCAGGCUUUAUUAUGUCGAUGUAUACAUUGCUCAGAAACAAUCCAAAGCCAACAUUACGAGAAAUUCAAGAAAAUUUUGAUGGAAACUUGUGUCGUUGUACUGGAUAUCGUCCCAUUUUACAAGCUUUUAGUGAAUUUUCACAGGAGAGAGUUGAAAAUAAUUGUGUUAUGGGUAAGAACUGUUGCAAAAAUGGAAAGCAAAAAGAUGAUGCUAUCUCAAAUGAUAACAAUGGAAAGGAUGACAAACAAUUAUUAAUAUAUGAUCCAACACAAGAACCAAUAUUUCCUCCAGAACUAAAGAUCAACUGCACAAAGUUGGAUCAGGAAGUUUUAAAGUAUGUGUCUGGGGAAGUUACCUGGCUGUCUCCAGCAUCUUUACCAGAACUUUAUGAAAUACAGAAGGCUCACCCAACUUCUGUACUUGUUAGUGGAAACACAAUCAUUGCCAUGGACACAAAGUUGAGCAAUACCAAGUAUCCAGUCCGUGUACAUAUUUCACGUAUCCAAGAACUUAAUCAGAUAACUGAGACAGACUUUGGAAUAAAGAUUGGUGCAUCAUUAAGCAUUGCAAAAGUGAAUUCAUUCUUCAAGAUGGCCAUAACCAAGUUGCCAGAGUACAAGACUAGAAUACUUGUUGCAUUUGUUGAACUCUUUAAAAGAAUUGCCAACCAUCAAAUAAGAUCAGUUGCUAGCAUUGCAGGUAAUAUAAUGUCUGGAACACCAAGUGCUGAUAUAGCCCCUCUUCUAUUAGCAAGUAAGGCAGUGGUAACAGUUCAUGAGAUAGAUGGAACUAACAGAGAUGUAGUUAUGGAUGAUAAUUUUUUCAUUGGCAACAGAAAAACAUGUUUGAAAGACACGGAUACCAUAAUUUGUAUUACAUUGCCUUUUACUAAGCAGAUUGAAUAUAUUAUUGGGUAUAAACAAGCUUAUCGUAAAGAAAGUGAUUCUGCCAUCAUAAAUGCUGGUAUGUGGGUGCAUCUAACAGAACAUAAAACUGUUGCUGAUAUUCGGCUUGUAUUUGGAGGAAUGGCUGAUAAGGUUGUGUUUGCUAAGAAAACUAUGUCAGCCUUGAAAGGAAAAAAAUGGGAUGAGUCACUUCUAGAACUGGCAUGCUCUCAAGAUCUUCUUCCUGCUGACUUGCCAUUAUCUCCUGGCUCAGUUGGAGGUUUAAUUGCCUACAGAAGGACUUUGACUCUCAGCUUCUUCUUCAAGUUUUUCACUACAGUUGGUGACAGGGUUAAACAGAAUGUUGUUGAAAACCAUAAAGAGUUGUCUAUAAAACCAGUUAGUAUUUAUCAGGCAAGUCAGAUCUAUGACAUUACUAGUCCAGGACAAAGUGAGAAUGGUGCAGUUGGCCAGCCAAUAGUUCACAGGUCUGCCUAUAAACAGGCUACUGGGGAGGCUGUAUAUGUGGAUGAUGUACCUAAAGUAGAAGGUGAACUGUUUUGUGGCGUUGUCUGUAGUACCAAGGCUAAUGCAAAGCUAAUACAGAUUGAUCCAUCUAAAGCUUUGGACUUGCCAGGUGUAGUGGACUUUGUGACUUACAAAGAUGUCCCCAAUGAUAACUUUUGGGACUCACCCAAGGACUAUGUCUUUGCUGAACAAACGGUUGAACAUGAAGGACAAAUAAUUGGUCUUAUAUUGGCUGACAGUCUUACACUGGCUCAGAAGGCAGCCAAACUUGUGGAAGUAGUUUAUGAGGAACUCCCAGCAGUUGUUACUAUACAGGAUGCCAUCAAAAGAAAUUCCAUUUUUGAGUCAAGUCUUGUUCUUAAAGAUGGAGAUGUGGAUGAAGGUUUAUCCACAGCUGAAAGUUUAGCCAGGGGAGAGUUUCACAUGGACUCUCAGCAACAUUUUUACCUGGAGCCUCAGGGCUGCAUUGUCUACCCUCGUGACUCAGAUGAGAUUGAUAUAGUCUGUAUGGGCCAAAGCAUUGACCUGAUUCAGGUUGGGGUCUCCAAAGUACUUGGUAUACCAGAGAAUCAGGUUACAGUUAGAGUGAAGAGAAUAGGUGGUGGAUUUGGUGGGAAAGUUAUCCGCCAUGCUUGUGUUGUCCUUCCUGCUGCAGUUGCUGCUCACAAAACUGGUCGCCCUGUUCGUUUAGUUCUAGAGAGAGAUCAUGACAUGAAGCUAAUAGGCUCAAGGCGUGCAAUGUGGGCUCAGUAUCAGGUUGGUUUCACAAAAAAUGGUAAAGUGACAGCCUUGAAGAUGACAAUUUAUUUAAAUUGUGGUGCAACUUUUGGCUACUCCUCAACUUGUGCAGAAAGAAUUCUUCUGUUUCUGGGAAGCAAUUGUAAAAUACCUAACCUCCAAGUCGAUACUGUCCUAUGCAAGACGAAUAUUGCAACCACUACACCCUUCCGUGGAUUUGGCAACCCACAAGCUAUUAGCUUAUUGGAAAACAUUUUGGAUCAUGUUGCUGUGGAGUUGGGAAUAGAGCCUGAAGUUGUACGUAAACAAAAUCUGUACAAUCAAGGGGAUACAACUGCAUUUGGUCAGCUGAUAGAACAGUGUUCUCUACAAGAUUGUUGGACUGAAUGUCAAAAACUGAGUCAGUACAAUACCAGGAAACAAGAAGUGGAAGAGUUCAACAGAUGCAAUCGAUGGAAGAAACGUGGCCUAUCUAUUGCACCUACAGCCCAUGGAAUAGGCUUUUCUUACCCAGUUCUCAAUAAGGGAAGCGCAUUGGUGAACAUUUUUAAGGAUGGAUCUGUGGUAUUGAUCAUGGGAGGAGUUGAAGUAGGUCAAGGACUUUCAACUAAAAUGAUCCAGGUGGUAAGUCAGGUUCUAGACAUCCCUGUUGACUAUAUCAAAAUAGCUGAGACUAGAACCGAUGUUGUGCCAAAUACACCCCCCACUGCUGCUAGCAUGACAUCUGAUUUAGUGGGAAUGGCAGUUGUUGAUGCCUGUCAGCAACUCUGUGAGAAACUAAAAAACUACAGAACUCCAAAUAAACCAUGGACGACUGUGAUUGGUGAAGCCAUUGGAAAAAGAGAAAGUUUAUCAGCAUUUGGCUACUACAAGCCAGAUUGCUGUGGAAUGGAUUGGACCAAAAAAGUUAAUUCUCCAUUUAUGUACUUCACAUAUGGUGUUGGUUGUUCUGUGGUGGAGAUUGACUGUUUGACUGGAGACCAUCAGGUUCUCUCUACAGACAUUGUCAUGGAUGUGGGUCACAGUUUGAAUCCAGCUAUUGAUGUUGGUCAGAUUGAAGGAGCUUUUAUGCAGGGUUAUGGACUGUGGUGUCUGGAACAAGUGAAAAUGACCAGUCAGGGGAAACUACUCUCAAAUGGACCAGGAAAUUACAAAGUUCCUUCUCUCUCUACAAUCCCUCAAAGUUUCAAUAUCUCACUGUUAAAAACUGCUGGCAAUCCAAAAGCUGUUUAUUCUUCUAAAGCCAUAGGGGAACCAUCUCUCUGCCUUGCCAUUUCUGUUUUCAUGGCUAUUAAGGCAGCCAUCAGGGCUGCCCGCUUAGAAUCUGGUUAUACUGGCCACUUUACAUUGGAUUCUCCUGCUACACCUGACAGAGUACGCAUGGCUUGUUUGGACAGAUUUACAGAACAGUUUCUACUGGAUGAUCAACAAGACAAAAUACAACCUUAUUUUGUUCGUCUCUAAGAUGCAGAGUUGCUCAGUUGUGUGAAAAAAAUGGCUACUUUUGAUCUUCUAAAAGUAUAACCUUUUGAUUAUGAAAUUAAAUAUGCAUAGUGUAUAAUGAAGUAAUUUAGUCCUUCUUUUGUAAUUAGUAUUAAUAUAUAUGUACAUACUUUAUUCAUUGAAAUAACAAAUGCAGCAACAUGUAUUAACAUUAUGUCACAAUUGCCUAACAACAAACAUGAGAUUUUCUGUGAGUUUUCAGAAGUUGAAAGAGAAUUUAUCAAAUAUAAGAAAUUUUCGGAAGGGGGGGGGGGCAACAUUGUCACUUCAUGAUACCUUGUAGGCAUACCAGACAACACAAUCUUUUUCCCUCCUCUGAAAUAUUACAAAUAUUUAAAUAAAUUCACAUCAUCUGGGAAGAUGAGUAGGUCAACAAUAAACAAGUCCACAAUCAUAAUGUUGAGACCACAAUAAUAAGGUUGAAGUCCACAAUCAUAAGGUUGAGACAAAAAUCAUAAGGUUGGGAAAAUGGAAAAUCCAAAAUGUUUUUUUUUAAAUAAUAACACAGACAUGAUAUGGAAUUAUGGACCAGCAAAACAUUAGAUUGAUCUACAAUAUGUUGCAGACAUCUUUAUAAACUUGCGAGCAAACAUUUAUACAAAAAACAAGAGAAUUAGCCUUUAGUCUUAGUUUUGGAAUGAUAACUACAAAAAAAUAAAACAAAUUAAUCCCUGACACCAAUGUAAAAUGUGCUAACAUAUAAAAAAAAAAAAAAGAAAAAAUAUCUAAUUUUAGAUUGCACUUUGUUCAUUACCUAUUAAGAAGCACUGAUACAAUGUAUUUUAGUUGCAAAUUGUAAAAUAUUCAUUUAUCUGUUCUUUUAAAUAAAGUUCCCAAACUUACUACUAAAA